CAACAACAGCCGCCUCCCAGUGCAGUUAGUCGGCUGGCCCCAAGCCCGCUGCCUUCCUGCCUCGAUCUCGCGUGGAUCUGACGAUCCGUACCCGGCCUCCCGCCAAGUCAUAUUCGACACGGCCCGUACCUCUCGCUCCGCCACACGCGCAUCCCUCCACAUCCGUGCGCUGUCUCUAGUGCCUCUCGUGCCUCUCGUGCCUCUCGUGCCUCUCGUGCCUCUCGUGCCUCUAGUGCCUCUCGUGCAUUCUUCCAGAUCCGCGCCUCGACAAUGUCGUCAGCGAUCGCCAAGUGCGCCAGUGACGCCAGCGGGCCUUUGCUGCGCGCCAAGCUGCUCCCCUGGGCCGCCGCCGCCCUGCUUUCCGCCACCUCUCGCGCCUUCUCCGCCACCAGCAGCAGCGCGGGGAGUUGCGCGCAAGCUGGGGGUGCGGGGCAGGGGGGAGUCGCGGGUGGGGAGGCGUCCGGCGGAGGGGGAAAUUUAGCGGCGAUCAAGGAGCUCCGCGCGCGCACGGGCGCGCCGGUGAAGGACGUGAAGGCGGCGCUGGUGGCGGCCGGGUGGGAUCUGGACGCUGCGUUCACGGAGCUGAGGAAGAGAGGCCUGGCAGCGGCGCAGAAGAAGCGCGCACGCGUGGCAGCAGAGGGGCUGGUGGGCGUGGCGGUGCGGAGAGGGGUGGGAGCAGUGGCGGUGGAGGUGAACAGUGAGACGGACUUUGUGGCCAGGAACGACCUCUUUCAGCUGCUGGUUUCCAAGGCAGCAGCAGCUGCGCUGAGCCUUCCCCCGUCUUCCUCCUCGUCCGUGCUCCCACAACCUCUUCCUCUGGCGGAGCUUGAACAAGCCACCGUGUCUUUCGACCAUCCAAAGCUGUGUGGCAGCCGGCAACUAUCGGAGGCAGUAGCAGAGGUGGCAGCUCUAACUGGGGAGAACGUGAAACUGCGUCGAGCCUUCCUGCUGCCCGAGCCUCGGCCCUCAGGCUCGGUGUCCAUGUACCUGCACAGCAGCCCCGGCGCUGGGUUGGGCCGGAUAGCUGGUCUGGUGUCCCUGUCUGCUUCCCGAGCAGCAGAGAAAGGUGCAGCAGCGCCAGUGGAAGUAGCAGCAGAGGAUGCAGCAGCAGCAGCAGCAGGGGGGGUGGGGGAUGGAGUGGCGAUGCACUUGGUGGCGAUGAGGCCGCUGUACUUGAGGCGAGAGGACGUGCCGGGAGGGGUGGUGGAGAGGGAGAGCGACGUGCUGCGAGCACAGGCCACAGCAGCAGGCAAGCCGGCCAACGUGGUGGAGAAGAUGGUGGCAGGGCGGCUGAACAAGUACUAUGGGGAGGUGGUGCUGGUGGAACAGGCCUAUGCCAUGGACGACAAGAAGACAGUGGAGAAAGUGUUGGCAGAAGCUUCCAAGAAGGCGGGGGCGACCAUCAGAGUGGAGCAGUUCCUCCGGGUGGAGGUUGGAGAGGGCAUUGAGAGGGAGGCCAAGGACUUCGCAUCAGAGGUGGCAUCGCAGGUGGCCUCCUCCUCGUGACCACGACACUGCAAAGUGGGCAGAAAAAGGAAGCCAUUUCCCUCGUGAGUCGUGCGUUGUGGCCGCAAGACUGUCGCGAUCUUUCCUGGUGUCAGCGGCAGGGUCUCCUUGUGCCACCCAUUGCCAUGACAACAUCAUGGCAGCCGUUGCUGCGAAGCCCCACCCCUCCAGUCAUUGGAUGGCAUAGACUGGGGCAUGUUGUAUGCAUGCCUGAGCAGUUGGAACUUCAUUAGCUAUAGUCACGGCCUGCAUGAUGGGUUACAAUAUAAAUUUUGUAUUCCAGAGAAUAAGAUCGCAGAAAUUUUGUAUGCUCAAGCAGGGGAAAGUGCAAAAGAACUUAAA
This is a messenger RNA of Closterium sp. NIES-67, 1848 nucleotides long. NCBI's taxonomy places the organism in Eukaryota, Viridiplantae, Streptophyta, Zygnematophyceae, Desmidiales, Closteriaceae. The record is from the annotation of a GenBank genome assembly.